UCUGACAUUUGGAGGGACAAUUGCAACAACAAUUUGACAAUGGCUAUGUUUACGGUUACGAGGAUGCUAUGAAUUCAGACAGUUAUGAUUACGAUGGCAACGGCAUUGGCGAUUUGGAUGAUCACUACGAUAGCUACAAUUACAACUACAACUAUUGCAACUAUAAAAAAUAUAAUUACAAUAAUUAUAGCUACAAUUACAAUAACUACAACCAAUAUAAACAACAACAGCCACAGAAAGUGCAACCAAAACAACCACAAAGGCAACAGCCAACAAGCGCUAGUGGCACAUUAACACAACAAUUCGAACAAUGGCACCUUAGCGAUGACGCCAUAAUAGCUAAGGAACAGGAGAAAAUCAACAAGCAGCGUUUGAAACAACAAAAGAAGGAAAAGAAGAAAAAAAUUAAGCAACAACAACAACUCCAAACGCCAAUACAUUAUGCCCUGCAACAAGCACGACCCACAGCACAACAAAAUGACUAUGGGCGUUUGCUUUUCUAAAUUAAUACGCUUCAUAUAUUUUUUUAGAACUUUUGAUUUUGGCACAAAGUGAAAUCAUAUAUGUUUUAUGAUUUGUUGCUUAAAUUUGGAUUUCGAAACAUUUACACUUAUAUAUCAUAUAAAUUGCUUAAGUUAAUUUUUUCGCGCAAAUCACUUUUAUCAUCUAUUUUUGUUUUUUUUUUGUAUAUAUAUAUUAAAUCUGUGAGGCCAUAUAUAAUACAUUCUAGUAUUUUUAACCACAUGCUUAAACGCUAACAAUUCAACAAUUCACACAAAAGCUGAUAAGUUCAAAACUUAUAUUCUCUACUUAAGAACAGCCUGCACUGUCUUUUCGCAUAAAUAUUUUUUUUUUAUAUGCGUUGAUUAAUCUUUUUAAGUGAUACAUAUAUUUAUAUAGUGUAAAAACUGGUGUUUUAUGUACAGUUUCUAAAUUAGUUAAGACAUUUUAUUUUUAAGCGUGUGACUUGAAAUCUAAUGUUAAGUUGUAAAUAUUUAUCUAACGGUAAACAUUGCGGCGUUCAUUUAUGAUGACGACGUUUGUUUUAAUUUAAUUUAAUUUUUAUUUUUUUUUGAUUUUACAUAUUUUACGUGUAAAAUACACAUUUCUGUAUCUUUCAUUGGCUAUAGAUGCUUCGUUUAUUUUAAUUAAUGUUAAUACAAAUGUGCCACUUAUAAUUGUUUGCUCUAAUAUAUAGUAUGUUUAAGUUUACCGAAGUUUUUUAUGAGCAGCGUGCACAGUAUUACUAAAGCAAAUAUUCAAAUCUAAUAGUACAAGUAAAAAUAAAAGUAAAUAAAUGGCGUUAACGCAUAAAAUAAGCUAGAAAGCUGCUGUCAAAUCUUAAAAAUGCGUUUCGUAAAAUGAGAAUUGAAAAAUGCUAAAGCAAAUAAAAUUACGUGAACAAAAUUUUUCGUAAUAAAGAAUUGCCUAAAAGAAGCGUUCAAAAAAUUUGUAAAGAGAGAAAUGAAUGUGACAUAAAAGGUACAAAAAUUAGUAUGUUUUGUUUUAUUAGUUUAUUUUUUUAAAGGAAUAAAAAUUUAAUAGCAAUCUAAUAAUUUUUUCUAACUUAAUAAUAAAUAUAUAUAUUUAUUUCAACUUAAUAUUGAAUAUAUUUAUUUUUCGUUUAGUAAUCAUCUGUACAAUAGUGUUGUACUUUUGUUACCUUGACAAUUGGCGUUAAUACUUAUUACAUUAUUCUUUUUUUUUUAACAAAAUAACUGUAUCUUCCCAAAAAAAUUAUAUUAUUUUAGAUAUGAGCACAAUACUCAUUUGAUAGCCAACGCAAACAAUUCAACUGUAACCUUUAAAGCUUCAGAAGGCUACAAAUUUGUAAUGUGCUCUACUCUACAAUAAAUUAUUAGAAAUUAAAUAUAUGGCAACACGCUGUAGUCGGUGAAAAUUGAAGAUUUCCAACCGGCUGCUUAUGAAAAACAAAAUCCAUUAAAACCAAAAUAGUGAAGUCAGCGCUACUAUUUUACAAAAUAAAUUAUGAGAAAUUCUGCGUACAAAAAUAUUAUUGUAUAAUGAAAAGAAAAAAAAAAACUAUUCACGCAAAUGAGGUAAAAGCAUGGCUCAUUGAACCUUUAAAGAAAAGGAAAUGCAGCAAACAAGAAAUACUUUGAAAAAGUUGUAAAAUUCUUACAAACAAAUAUUGGAAGGAAAAAGUAGAAAACUACAUGAAAUUCCAUUAUAAAAUUUAAUGUGUACAAAAAAAGAAAAAAAAGUAUAACUAUUUAGUAUUUCGCGCAUAUUUGCAAUGUACGCAAAGCUUUUUUCGAACAACUACUAAGAAACGUAACGCGCGUUUUGCCAUCCCUUAGUUGCAUUAAGAAAACUUAAAACGAAAUGAAAUAACAAAAUAAAUAUUUAAUUAAUUUUUGUGUAAAAGAAUAAUUUUGACUCUUCUUAGGGCUCAUGAAGACUCAAAAUUAUUUCUUUUGUUAAUUUAAAAACACGCACACCCAUUUUUUUUAAUAGUAACGGCAAUUUUGUUUAGCAAAAUGUCAUAUGUAUACAUACAUAUAUUUUCCAAUUAAAUGCAUUAAAUAUUUUGAAUAAUAGACAUACAUAUAUUAACGAAAAUUGCUAUUUCACAAUUAACUGUUCAUUAAAAAAAUAAACAAAAAACAGGUAAAAUGGCGUUACAUGUGCUUUGAGGUUAGUAAAUAGCGGCGCGACAAUUGCAUAGACGCGUAAUAAAGUAACAAAAAUAAAAAAAUUAAAAAAGUACCGUUAAAGUCAGCAGUCAAAUGAGAAAUUGUGAAAAUUAUCAUUUGACUUUUAGGCUUUGCUUAAGUGUUUAUUCAGAAUAAAUAUAAAAAACUCAUACUUCUAUUAAUAAGUAAAUGUUGAAAAACAUGUAUGUAAGUGGUAAAAUAUGCAGCUACUAUAUUAACAUAACAUUACUAUUGUAUACCUACUUAUUGUAAAAUUACAAAAAACAAUUCUGGAAAAAGUACAUGGGUAUCUAACUAAAUGUAUGUAUUGAAAUAUUGCAAAGAACCAGCCAGAGUAAUUAUUUAAAACAAAAACAAAACAGAAAUUGUAUUCAGAAAACUAAAAAAAUAAAUUAAAUUAAAACUCAUAAUAAUGUAUUGUAUGUGCAUGAGCAUUGUAAAACGUUUAUUUCAUAUGAACUUUUCUAACUUUUGUUUUGAGGUAAAUUAAAAAAAAAAUCAAAACAAUUUAUUAUGCUACUAAAUAAUAAUUCUGAUUAUUACUUAAAAUUACUGUGUUUAUUAUUAUUAUUAUUGUUGUAUUUAAGUAAAUAUAAAAAAUAUAUGCAUAAAACGUGUCUAAAAUAAUAAAGAAAUAUUUAAAUAUGUAAUAAAAAUGUGCAUGAAUUUAACAUAGAUGUGGCAACAUUUUGAAUCCGGGCACAAUAACGGCCAAGAAAUAGAGUGCGAGUAACUGGCAUGUAAUAAUAAAUGCAAUUAAGCAAAUAAAAACUAAUAUAAAAAUGAGGUUGUGCAACAUAGCAACAAAUGCAGCAUAUUUAAGCAAGAAAUUUAAACAAAAAUAUAUUGUAAUGUGUUACUAAUAUAAAACAGGCUUAUACAAGAUAGAUGGAUACUACAUGCUCCGAAAAAAACAACAACACUGUUUUAAUGAAUACCGGUCUCCGCAAGGCAAUAGAACAGCAGAAUUGUCACUGAAAUAAUUACAUAUGGUAUAUGGUGUGAUUUGAGGGGAUAGCAGGCCUAGCAAUGAAAAAACAGGUGCUGUAAAAAUACAUACAACACGUAAAGUCCCAAUUAACUUUCACCGGCGGUUUACGAGAAUUCGAUAUUUCGCAAAGUAUUAUAAAUGUCACAUUUUCAACGUAUUACUUUGGAAAGGGUUAAUAAAUAAACCCAAAAUCGUAGCACAGACCAGUUCAUCACCACAUUCAGGUAUAAAAUACAAAUACACACAAAUUGUCAAAAGUAAAUUAAUUUUUGUUUGCCUUAUUAUUAAAUGUUAUUAAUAUUCACAAUAUCAUAUUUUUAAUGUUGAUCUAUAAUGGAAAUUCUAAUAUUUGUUAUACAAUACAAGUAUUUUUUGUUGUUGAUUCAAAUAUUUGCGUGGACAAACUUUUUACGCACUACUUUUAACUAUUGAUUAGUAUAAUUAUUACUAUUAACAAUUGUUACAUAAUUCUUAUUGAAAUGUUUAUACAAUUAUUUAUGUGAAUUUUUUAAUAUGUAAAAUUUAAAAGAAAAAACCUGAACAGUUAGUAAAAUAUCAGGAAGGUGAAAUAUAACUGCUGAUGAAUAAAACUAAAGAUCCGCUACAAGUGCUUGAGAUAUAUUAAUGUACAGCUAUUUAUUGGUAUAUAUGUACAUAUGUAUAUCUUCGGCAAGAAGAGACGACAUUCCAGUUUAUUGAGGAAACCCGCGGAAUUAAAUGUUUUUAAUAAGUGUGUAAACUGUAUUAGUUACAAUAAUGGCAUCUUCUUAAUUGAAAUAUGGAAACACAAAAAUAAAUAUUUCAAAUGGUGGAAAUGCCAUUAAACUAUAAUACGUGCAUUGAAGCAAAAUGCAAAUAAUAAAAAUUUAAUAAAAUCUAAUGAACAAAAACAAAA
Molecule: messenger RNA, 4564 nt
Organism: Bactrocera oleae (olive fruit fly)
Lineage: Eukaryota; Metazoa; Arthropoda; Insecta; Diptera; Tephritidae
Source: RefSeq, a predicted model, not a curated record